Messenger RNA from Grus americana (Whooping crane), 4892 nucleotides. It is a transcript of the gene TMEM121B, whose product is annotated as transmembrane protein 121B. The record is from RefSeq and is a predicted model, not a curated record. Lineage: Eukaryota; Metazoa; Chordata; Aves; Gruiformes; Gruidae.
GCUCGGGCUCUCCACACCGCUGCCGCUGCCGCUGCCGCCGCCGGUGCGGCGGCGUGGGGCGCGGGGGGCGGGCCGGGGGCGGGCCGGGGGCCGCGGCGCGGCCGUCGGGCCCGGCGCGCCGGCUCGGGGGCCGGGGAGGACCAUGCACCGCGCUGCCUCCAACCAGCGCUCGGUCUCCUCCUCCUCGGGCUCCUUCCAGCCGCCGCCGCCGCCGCCGCCGCACGCCGCCGACCGGCAGCCCCUCUUCCCGGGGGGCUCCAGCAGCGGCGGCAGCCGGCGGGGCUCGGGGUCGAGCUCGGGCUCGGCGCGGGCCCGCCGCCCCCGCAGCCCCCGCAGCAGCACCGAGGAGGAGGAGGAGGAGGAGGAGGAGGAAGAGGAGGAGGACAGCAUCAGCAUCAGCAAGCCACUGGUGCCGCCGCCCGCCGCCCCGCUGCCCGCCGCCGCCUCGCCGCUCUCCAGCAGCAGCAGCAGCAGCAGCGGCGGCGGCGGCGGGAGCCCGGGCCGCAGCAUGACGGCGGCGGAGCUGUACGGGGCGGCGGCGGCGGGCGGCGGGGCGGCGGGCGGCGGGGCGGCGGCGGGGGCGCUGCUGGGUCCCGGCGGGGCGGCGGGCGGGCGGCGCUGGGGCUUCCAGGCGCUGUCCCUGGUGCUGCUACUGGGGCAGGGCGCGCUGCUGGACCUCUACCUGAUCGCCGUCACCGACCUGUACUGGUGCAGCUGGAUCGCCACCGACCUGGUGCUGGCGGCCGGCUGGGGCAUCUUCUUCUGCCGCAACAGCCGGGCGCGCCCGGGAGCGGCCCCCGCCGCCCCCCGGGCCGCCGCCGCCGCACCCGCUGCUGCUGCACGGCCCCCGGGGGGCCGCGGGGCCGGAGGCCGCGGGGCCGGGGGCCCCCCCCGCGGCGGCGACUUCGCCUACGCGCACCUCGCCUGGCUCAUCUAUUCCAUCGCCUUCACGCCCAAGGCGGCGCUGAUCCUGGGCACCUCCAUCCUGGAGCUGAUCGAGCUGCGCCUGCCGCUGGGCACCACGGGCUUCCGCAUCACCCUGGCGCUCUCCGCCCCGCUGCUGUACUGCCUGCUACGGGCCAUCGGCACCGAGGGCGCCGGGCAGCUGCUCCUGCCGCCGCAGCCGCCGCCGCAGCACCGCGCCGCCGCCGCCUUUCUCGCUACCUGCCUCGACCUGCUCGACAGCUUCUCCUUGCUGGAGCUGGUGCUGCAGCCCGGGCGGCCGGCGCCGCUGCCCGCCCCGCUGCGCUACCUCCUCAUCGCCGUCUACUUCCUCUGCCUGGCCUCACCGGUGCUGUGGCUCUACGAGCUCAGCGCCGCCCGUCCCCCCGGCGCCGCCCGCCUCGCCCUCCACCUCCUGCUGCCCGCCGGGCUGCUGGACGCCCCGCUCCUGGCGCUCCGCUGCCUCCUGCUCUUGCGCUAUCAGCAGCCGCUCUCCCUCUUCAUGCUGAAGAACCUCUUCUUCCUGGCCUGCCGCGGCCUGGAGGCGCUGGAGACCUGUGCCUCCUCCGCCCCGCCACCGCCCCGCCGCCCGCCAAGUACGGCCCCGCCGCCACCGCCCCCGCCCGCCGCCCCGCUUGCCCAUGGGCUCUCCGACGCCGACGUGGGCCCCCACGGGUACGUGAACGCCUUGGCGGUCACCGCCCAGGGCUGAGUGCCCCCCGGCCGCCGCCCCCGAAGGGGCUCCUGCCGCCUCCAGGUCCGCUCCCGGCAGAGCAUCUCUGCGUUUCUGCUCAGGUUCCCGCCGCUGUGGCCGAGCAGGGGAAGGGGACGCGGGUUCCCCCGUCGGACUCUCGCUCUCCUCCUCCUUUUCCCGCGGACAAGUCCAGCGGCGGAAGCUCAGCGCAAACCCGACUACCUGCAGGAGCCUACGGCUGACGCUUGUCCCUGGAAAACGCACCUGCCCUUCCCGACGAGUCGUCUUCUACUGCUUCUGCCCCUCCGCACUGGUUGGAGGGUCCCACUCUUCCCCCUUCCACUUCCCACCAAGACAUCAUGUUGCUUUGUGACCAUUAAGGUUUAUUUUUUCCUUUUCCCCUUAAACAACAGGGACCAAUGAAUUUUGUCCACUCCCUUUAAGAACUCCUGCUGACCACAAUGAUGAGAUGUGAGGGGUCUGACCAGCAGAGUCAGCAGAGAGUCGGGGUGUGGGCAGGACAAAAGGAAGCACGCAUUGGUUGCGCUGCGCCUUGCAAAGCUGCCACCUCUGUUUCCCAACAGCAGAGCUGCAGAGGGUCUUUGCGCGCCGGCUGGGGAACAUGCAGGGGCACACCGGCCAUCUGGUCAUUUCAAGCCUAGGAGCCACUUUCUCCAAGCUGAAAAUGUCUACCUCUGUGCUUCAACCUUUUGCAUCUUACAUUGACUUCACACACUAAAGAAACAUGUGAAUCUGGCAUGGACAUAAUCCAGGGGCUUAGACCCCAUUUCACUACCACCGAGACAUUUAUUUCUGGUGAGAACAGGGUUUACAGCAGCCUACUGCUUGCUUCAGACAGCAGCACCCAUGUGCUGGAGCUCUCAUUUCUCUGUGAAUAUGCAUGUUUAUGGGAUCAAUGUUGGUUUUCUUUUACUCAGAGUGUAGGGACUCACUUUACAUAGGCUGGGAAGGCUGGAAAGAUUUCCUCUGGCCCCCUUCCAUGUCUGAGAGAGCAGAGACAGGGCUAAGCCUGCAAACUGCCCCCUCUCAAAGAGCAGAGGAUGUCAGCACUGCUCAGAGUGGGCACCACGUUUGGUGAACCUCACUUUUCAGCACAGAAAGCAAAGUGCUGCAGAAGCCCUUGAGGCAGAGGGGCUCCCAAGCUGUGGUGAAAGCCCACACACCAGUACCCUGUCCUCCAUGUGCAUGUGGUUAAGGGUGGAUGGGGAAAAGUUAAUUGUUAGUAACCUCUCAUAGAAGCAGAGCUAUCUUUGGUUUUAAGCUCCAUGAAUGUUUGGUGGAGGUUAAGGCCUGCUCUUCUGCCUGGCUACAGCUGCUCCUGCAACCAGACACCUGGAAGCAGGAGCAGAGAGGCCAUGUUUGGAGGAAGGACUUUGCCUCUCCCAGGCUUCUAUUUUGUUAUCUGGGCAAAGCUGCACUUACUGGGAAAACACAUUUCCUGUCCCAAGCCUUUUUUCCAGCUGUCCUGAUGGGACAACCAACUGGUAUCCAGAGCCAACAGCAGGGCCUCAGGUGCAGCCCAGACUUCUCCUGCACACACAUCUCUUCUCUCCUUCAGGGCUUGGGCUCCCUUUUCACAGAGUGGGAUCAACCGCCUGCUCCAGUGGACUGCUACAACAAAAUGUUUACAGUCCGGUAACUUCCAGCUCCCACUGGCAGAAGUGGGGGUGCCAUGGGGCUGCUCUUCUCCCCCAGCUCUGGGGUGGCUGAGGAGCUUCAAGGGGCUAGAAAAGCCCCCAGAACAGAUGGGGCAAUAGCACUGUUCUGUUCAGAGCUGCAGCUAGGAUGGGUGACUUGCUGCUCUCCCCGUGCCAAAGGGACAGUCAGCAAAGGCUAGGCUUGACUUUCCCACCAGUGCUUUAUUUUUAACCUAGGCCCUUACAUGGGCAAUUGUGUGAAUUUUGGCCAGUGGCCUUUCUCUUUGGUAACUUCUUUUUGUCUGGACAAUCUUGGUGCUGUGAGUGACUGUGAUUGUAAAACUUGGUACUGUGAACUUUUCCUAUGUUAUGUGAGAUGUGUCGAGGGGAUGCUAAGUUCCUGGCCAAAGGAGGUGUAAUUACAGGUAUAUUAUGCUUGUACAGAUAUUUCCUUACACCUUCCUUUUUCAGCAUUAGACAGUAAAAGCUCAGAAAGAACGACAGCAUUAUUCAAGACAGAGUUAGAUGAUACCUGUACCUAGGAGCACUUCAUGCUUCAGUCAAACAGCUGAAGAAAAAAUAAAAAACAAACAAAUAACUUUGCCAAAAACAAGGUGUAGGGGGGAAGCUAUUCACCCCCAACUAUGUUUUGCUGCUCCUAUGGCAAAGUUCACAAUAGCACCAAAGUGUGUAGAACAUCCCUAAUACACUGAAGUGUAAGUAUAGUUGAGACACUAGAAGAAUCACAGCAGAAUUAUGAACAAGUCUCACUUCAGUACAAAGUUGCUGUUUCAACAGCGAGUGCCUUUUUCCAUUUUAAGACAUUAUUGAGAAAAUGGCAUAUUUGAAACCUAUCUAGCCAUGGCACAUUCAAACCAUUGACAGUGAAAUCACAGUUCAAAUUUAUCCAUGGAUGCAAAGGUUGCCUGGGACAGAUGACCCUGCAAAACAAUGCUUCUGUUGAGUAGAAUUCCUUUGUAGAAAAAGUGGUUUCUAGGGUGUUAGUAAAUGUGCUAAUUGGCGAGUGUAAAGCUCUCGUAGUAGUUGGCUGUACAGAAGCCCCCUUGCAACUAAAACGGCAGCUCUGCUGCCACUUCAAUUACUUACUACAGAGAAACAUGUAAAACUCUUCAAUGUCUUGUUUAUAAGCCUGCUCCUCCUUUUGAAUUCCCUUCUCUGUGGUAAUUGAGCUCUCACUUCCAUUUAAACCCUUCUGCCGCACAAUAGAUCCAUCUGCAGAAGAGAGGGAGCGGUACCAUUAAAGUGCAAACAAUACCUCACCCCAUGCACCUUGCACACCUACUGUAUAUUCUGGCAACAUUAAAUUACUGGUCCAGGUCAAUAACACUUUGCUAAAUGAAGUUGUGCCAUACUAAGACGCAUGUCCCUUGGGAUUCUGUUACAAACCUUGUAACACAACUCAGCUAUUUUGCAUUUUAUUGCUGUUUGCUAUCAUGACAAAAGGGAUGACUACUCCCAGGAGGGGAACUGAAGUGAGAGAGAAGGCCUGUAGCCAAUGGACACUUGGCAUCCCCCUGGCAUUAAUCAGAACUUGUAUUUUUUAAAAAGCAAGAUUGUUAAAAUAAAGUUAGAAACUU